CUAUAAGAAGAGCCUCAUGACUCCUUUCCUCUUUCAGUUUAAGGAAGUCAAUGGUUAUCACCAGGCCAACCUCAUAUCAACAGAACCCAAAGAGUGAUCCAAUCAGAAAGAAGAGAGAAGAAAGAAGAAAGUAACGUGGGUUGAAGGAAAUGAGAAAGUAACGUGGGUUGAAGAAGAGUGGGUUGAAGGAAAUGACACCAUCACAUUAGACAAAGAGAGCUUCAUUCAAGAGGAAGAUGAAGAUGUUGAGAAGUGAUGCACUAGAAAGCCCUAAAAGAAAGCUCUCAAAUAAAGGACUAGGAAGGUUCAUGAAGGAAGAAAGAGGUAGGCUCUAUAUAAUAAGGAGAUGCGUUAUUAUGCUCUUGUGCUGGCAAGAUUAAAGCCAAAAGAAGGAGCAAAAAAGAAGGGAUUGUGGAAUUACUUCAGUCCUCAGCCCUCACAACCAGCUUGGAAGCAAGUGAUGAUGAUUCCAGAUUUUUCUUCAUUUCUUUUCAAUCUCUUCUUCGGGUACCAGUGCAAGUGAACAGAAGAAGCCUCUCUCAAAGUCUUUCCUCUCUUUUUCUUGUUAAUAUGACCUUUUUUCUUUACCUUUUUGUUCAUAUCUGAGAGAUCAAACUCAGACUAGGCAAGAGAAACCCUAUCUUUGCCUCA
Messenger RNA from Eucalyptus grandis, 651 nucleotides. RefSeq lists its product as uncharacterized. Bases 237 to 380 code for a protein of 47 amino acids. Gene Ontology annotation, biological process: negative regulation of cell population proliferation. Lineage: Eukaryota; Viridiplantae; Streptophyta; Magnoliopsida; Myrtales; Myrtaceae. The record is from RefSeq and is a predicted model, not a curated record. The transcript has a single exon.